AUGGAGGAUUUGGAAAGAGCCAUCCUUGUCGCUUUGGAUCCCUUUGCCGACCCAAAUGUCAAGCUCCAAGCGAAUCAAUACUAUGCGCAGGUCAAGGCGUCUCCCGAUGCCUGCAAUCUGGCUCUUGGUCUCUUUAUGAAGUCUCCUGCCAGUGCCCCAGAGAUUCGAUUCAUGGCAUUACAGAUGCUGGAAGAGGUGCUGCAGGCUAGCUAUGAGGCACUUGAGCCCAACUUUCGGGUGCUGGUGCGCCAGCGCUUGUGGAAGUAUCUCUCGGAGGAGAUGCCGGAAACCGAAGUGAUCUACAUCAAGACGAAGCUGGUCGUUGUCCUUGUGAUCCUGUUCAAAAACCAGUACUUGCAGGAGUGGCCUACCUUCUUUGACGAGCUGCUGUCUCUGCUGGAAACCACCAAGGGGACGCCAAAGUUCCCAACCAUGGUCGACCUCUUUCUCCGGUUCUCGGUCACCAUCGAUACCGAGGUGGUUUCGCUCCUCAUCGUCCGUUCUUCCAAAGAGACGGCACUGAAUACGCUCAUCAAGGACAAGAUGAGAGAGCGGGAUGUGGCCCGUCUUGCUGCCGUCUGGUUCGACAUCCUCGCCUCGCACCACCAGUCCAAUCCCGAGAUUGCCUGCGAGGCCCUGCACGUCAUCGGCCUCUAUGUCUCGUGGAUCGACGUCACCAUCUUUGUGCAUCCAACCUUCAUGAACAUGCUCUACCAGCUGCUCUCGGUGAACUCUGUGCGGUCCGCUGCUUGCCAGUGCCUCGUCGAGAUCGUGGCCAAGGGGAUGAAGCCCGCGGACAAGCUGCGGAUGAUCCAUGAGCUGCAGCUGGUCAGCAUUCUGGACCGUCUCCAGCUCGACGACGAAGACUUUACCGACCACGUCGCCAAGCUCGUCAACAUGAUCGGCCUCGAGCUCUGCAAGUGCUGGGAGGAGUUUGACAACUUUUCGGACGCCCAGACCGUCACCUUCACACUGAUCCAGCAGCUUUUCCCACACCUGACCCUCUUGCUCUCCAACGAGUACGACGACACGACCUUGAUUGUCUUUGACUUCUUGGAGCACUAUCUUGCGGUGCUCAAGAGACAGAAAAAGCUCGCAGGCGGCCAGAUCUCAGAGCAGCUGCGCGACAAUCUUGUUGCACUCCUGCGGGUGCUGGUCAUGAAGAUGAACUGUGAUGAGGACUCCUUCCAGUUUGGCGAAGACGCUGGCGAGAGCGAGGCCCUCUUCCUGGAUAUGCGCAAAAGCUUGAAGCAAUACGUCGAUGCCAUUGCCGUGAUCGACUACAACUUGUAUCUCAACUUCCACGCCACUGAGAUCUGCCAGCGGCUCGACGUCAUUGCUGCUUCCCCGACCGCACACAGCUGGUCAUAUCCAGAACUGACUCUGCACUUGCUCUACCUUAUUGGUGAGCCGAUCAAAGGCCCCUUGCAGUUUGUGACUGUGGCCGAGAACGGCACAUCGACGAUGACCCUGUUUGGCACGAUGCUGGAAAAGAUGAUUACGAGCAACAUCUCCAGCUACCCUCAUGAAAGCGUCGCGCCCAUCUUUUUCGAAAAUGUAGCAAGAUACGCCGGAUUCUUUGAAUCGUGUCCGCAGUACAUUCCCAAUGUACUACAGGCGUUUGUUGAUGUUAGGGGACUGCAUCACUCGAGCACCUCGGUCCGCUGCCGGGUCAACUACCUGUUCCUGCGGUUUGUCAAAACCAUGCGGCUUCGUCUGUUGCCCUACGUCGAGCAUGUCAUCACCAAUGUGCAGGAUCUUUUGCUCGUCGCUCGUCCUCCUCCUCCCCCAAACGAUGCCAACAGCGAUGUCUCCAGUAUCGCCAGCGAGUUUGACAGCCAGCUCUAUCUCUUCGAGGCCAUCGGCAUGCUGAUUUCCCUGGAAGGCAUCGUACCAGUCAAACAAGAAGCCAUGCUCCAGGCCAUCCUUGCUCCCCUUCUGGUCAACAUUCAGGAUAUCAUGGAGAAAGAGUCCGAAAAACUUGGCGAAGAAGCUGUCAUCUACCACCUCAACCAUCUCAUAACAGCGAUCGGAUCUGUUGGAAAGGGCUUCCCGGACCACGAGCAAGCUGCAAAGAACGCGCCUGUAGCACUCUGGCCGCACGUUUUCCAGCAAGCCAUGAAUGCAAUUCUGGUUGUUCUGACUCAGCUCAACGCCAGCACCGUCAUUCGCGAAGCUGCGCGCUUCACCUUCCAGCGUAUGGUUGGCUGUAUGGGCACCCUCAGCCUGCCCUACACGCACCACCUUCUCAAGGCUGGGCUCUUGGCCGGAGGUGUCGCCCGCGAAGUCAUUGACUUCCUGCCCGUCAUCAGCUUGAUCAUGCACAAAUUCCAGCCCCACGAAAUCCUGCAAGAUAUUCUAGGCCCCUUGAUGGAGCGCAUAUUUUUCUUCUUGAACCAACCUGCCAACGGCACGGAUGAUCUAGUGAUCCUCAACGACAUGAGGAAGGCGUAUCUCACCUUUAUCGGCAAUAUCUUCAAUGAGGAUCUGGAGGCUGUGCUGGUGAGCUCGCCACAGAUGCAGCCCAUGCUCCAGUCGGUCUUGGCCUAUGCCAGCAAUCUCUCUGAUCCGAUCUCGGCAAAGAUUGCCCUCUCGGUGCUCUCCAAGACUGUUGCGCCGAUUCCCGGUUACUCCCAGUUUAUCUAUGCAAGCAUUGUGCCCAUUCUCUUCCAGCUGCCGGUGAGCCCCGAGUUCAACAUGCAGAACGGCGACUUUAUCCUGAUCUUCACCGAGAUUGCCACGCUCCACAAGGUCAUUCUCGCAACACUCGGCCUCGAAUACGUCGACUACUUGCUCAAGGUGUACUUUGUGGGCAUCCAGUGCCCAGACGAGCUGGCGCGCGAGUUCACCAUGGCCCUCCAGAAACUCGACAUCAAGCAGUUCAAGAAGUAUCUGCAGGUAGGACACGCGCUGUUGCAUCUGUUGCAUCUGUCGACUUGA
Polychytrium aggregatum is the source of this 2940-nucleotide messenger RNA. Its product is annotated as armadillo-type protein. The transcript is spliced from 13 exons. Gene Ontology annotation, biological process: tRNA re-export from nucleus; intracellular protein transport. The record is from RefSeq and is a predicted model, not a curated record. Gene Ontology annotation, molecular function: tRNA binding; small GTPase binding. Lineage: Eukaryota; Fungi; Chytridiomycota; Chytridiomycetes; Polychytriales. Gene Ontology annotation, cellular component: nuclear matrix; nuclear pore; cytoplasm. The coding region runs from base 1 to 2940 and encodes 979 amino acids.